This is a messenger RNA of Aspergillus caelatus, 861 nucleotides long. Its product is annotated as class II fructose-bisphosphate aldolase. The record is from RefSeq and is a predicted model, not a curated record. Gene Ontology annotation, biological process: carbohydrate metabolic process. The transcript has a single exon. The coding region runs from base 1 to 861 and encodes 286 amino acids. Lineage: Eukaryota; Fungi; Ascomycota; Eurotiomycetes; Eurotiales; Aspergillaceae. Gene Ontology annotation, molecular function: zinc ion binding; aldehyde-lyase activity.
AUGUCUCUCUCCAACAACCGCGCCCUCGAUAUCCUCAACCACGCCGCCUCAAAUCACUAUGGCAUCCCCGCAAUGUGCUGCUACAACCUCGAGGGCAUUCUAGCCACCGUCCGCGCCGCAGAAGCGAAGCGCUCGCCAGCGAUGAUCCUCCUAUUCCCAUGGGCCGUCAAAUACGCCGACGGACUCCUCGUACACGCCGCCGCCGAAGCCGCGCGCAAGGCCUCCGUGCCGAUCACCGUGCACAUGGAUCACGCGCAAACGCCGGAGAUGAUCCGCUACGCGGCGGACCUGGGCGGAUUCGACAGCAUCAUGGUUGACAUGUCACAUUACGAGAAGGAGGAGAACCUCGCACUCACGAGAGAGCUAGUGGCUUAUUGUAAUGAGCGGGGGAUUGCGACAGAAGCGGAGCCCGGACGGAUCGAGGGCGGAGAGGAUGGAGUCGCGGAUACGGCAGACUUGGAGGGAUUGUUAACCACACCGGAGGAAAGCAUUGAGUUCGUGAAUACGGGGAUCAAUUGGUUGGCGCCUGCGUUCGGGAAUGUCCAUGGCGAGUAUGGGCCUCGUGGCAUUCAGCUGGAGUAUGACCGAUUGAAGCGCAUUCAUGAUACGGUUGGAGAUAAGGUGCGGUUGGUGCUACAUGGAGCGGAUCCGUUUACGGAGGAGAUCUUUUCCAAGUGCAUUGAGUGCGGUGUUUCCAAGAUUAAUAUCAACAAAGUCCUGAACAAUGAAUACCUCCGCGUGCAGAAGGAGAUGGCUGGGAAGGUACCGUUGACCACUUUGCUGGAGGAAGCUACGAAUGAGAUGCAGAAGGCUGUCGAGAGGUGCAUGGAUAUGCUGAAGUCGAGUGGGAGAUAUCCUUGA